AUGGCAGUCGGUGAGGGCAGAGCAGCCGCAGAAUGUGCGGCGGACUUUGGGCCCGCCCCGUCCCUCUCGCUGCGGCUGCGUGUGUGCGCUGCUCUUGUGUUCUUCGCCCCGCGCAUGUGCGUGUGUAGGGGGAGUGCGGCCGCGAGUGGUUCGUCCGUUGCCGUCGUGACGGAGGCGCAGAGGCGAAGUGGACGCCACUGCCGUGUAGUUCCGACUUCGUGCGGCCCGCGCGACGCGUUUGAGCCGCCGCUGCGGGUGUGCGUCCCUCUGGCGCAGCUGGCCGCUGUGGGUUGUUGCUGCCGGGGCCUGUUGCGCCCCGCCAGCCGCCCGUCCUCCCGCUGUGUGGCUGCGGGGGCGUUGGGGAGGUGCGUCUCGUGUGUGCCUCUCUCUUUUUCUUCUCUCUCUUUUGCGGCUGUGAAGAAUUCGUUUUUUUUUUUUCAGUGCUAA
Messenger RNA from Trypanosoma conorhini, 447 nucleotides. RefSeq lists its product as uncharacterized. The transcript has a single exon. Lineage: Eukaryota; Euglenozoa; Kinetoplastea; Trypanosomatida; Trypanosomatidae. The coding region runs from base 1 to 447 and encodes 148 amino acids. The record is from RefSeq and is a predicted model, not a curated record.